GAGUCCGCUGAGUCAGUUCAGUCGGUUCAAAAGACAAAAAACCGAAAACUUAGAUAUUUUGGGAUUCGGGAUUUGAACGAAAUUCAGCAACUGAGCAGUUAAACAAGCGUGACACGCAACCCUUUCAUCAAAAUUCACGCGAUAUUAAUCUUCUACUCAGGCGCGUAUAAUGGAGGUGGACAGGUCGAUACUGCUGCAAAAGCAGGUCCGUGACAAUUCCUCCGAUCUGCAGAGCGAAUUUUACGACAUGAAAAACUGGGAAGAACAAAUGAAGCGUAAAGACUCUGAGCUUUUGCAUGCAUCGGGGGAUCGGGUACUUCCGCCAAUCAGAAGCCGUAAAAAGAGCGCUGCCAAACAAGUUAAGCCAAAGACAACAGAGAAUGAGGCAAAUAGGAAACGGAUCAAGUCGUCAGAUUACACUUCGUGGGAUAAAUUUGAUGUGGACAAAGCCUGUGAAGAAUUGGAUAGGCAGGAAGAACACGAAUCAUCAGACGAGGAAUUGUCCAAAGAAGAACUUGAAAAAAAUCACAAUCAAGCAGUAGCUCAUAAAGAGAAAGGGAACGUUUUUGUCAAAAAACAACAGUGGAGCCAAGCGGUUCAGUCUUACGAUAAAGCAAUUAAAGUAUUUCCCUACGAUGCUGUGUUCUACGCUAAUCGAGCACUCUGCCAUCUCAAGAUGGACAAUUUAUAUUCGGCAGAAGCUGACUGCACAGCAGCUAUUCAACUCGAUGAACUUUACGUAAAAGCCUAUCAUCGACGAGCCACUGCGAGAAAAGAACUGAAGCAAUAUAAAGAGGCAAUGGAGGAUUUAGAAAAAGUGUUGAAACUGGAUCCGUCAAACAAGGAUGCCAGCAAAAUGCUGACAUUAGUGAAAAAAAAAAUCGAAAGCUCAAAGCCCUUACUUGUAUCACAAUCUGAUCUUACUGAUGAUACACCAAUUGAAAAGAAAAUUGGGGAAAAACUAUGUGGUGGUCCUGUUAAAAAGCCUCAGAAUAUAGAGGCCACAUCUUCAGUAGUUCCAAAACCAACAAUUCCCUGUUGGUCAUUGGGAGAAGGAGAAGAUGUCGCUAUUAUACAACCGGUCAUGAAACCUCCUCACCAGAGAUCUAAAAAACCGCUACGAAGAAUAGAAGUUAGAGAAACAGAAUCCAGGAACAGCAAUAUAGAAGGUACCGUCAAGAAAAUAGAGCCACUGAUAAGUGAAGUAAUUCCAGUGCAAGAAGUUGAGCACGAUAAAGUUAGACCAACAAAUCUCGAGCACGUUGAAUUACCACCUGUGCCAAGAACUACGGUACAAUUUUUCAUGAAUUGGAAAAAAAAUAAGGACCCAGAAUUUCGCUUCCUGUACUUGGAGCAAAUGCCUGUAGAUACAAUACACAAGUUAUUUAAAGACUCUAUGGAACCGGAUACAUUCAGUGAGAUAUUAACAAUUUUGUCGACUGAAUUUAUAAACAGAAAAAAGCCAUUAUUUCGAUAUCUCGAAGACCUUGCACAAGUAAAGCGAUUCGGUGCUCUUACUAUGUUCAUGUCUACUGCUGAUAAAAAUGCUUUGAAAACGAUUUUCAAAUACUGUGAAGUGUCUGAACAUAAAUCGCAGGAUGAAAUUGCAUCUCUACAAAAGAAGUAUGAAGUUUAAAGAAAACCACGGUAUGCUUGAUUUGGCACAGCAGCUAGUUUAUGAGGUGUUGAAUCGCCAGUAAAAUAGCUAUUGUAGAUGAAAAUUUCACAUAAAUUUAAGAAAAAAGAUGUCGACACUUGUGUUUGUAAAUCUUUACAUUUUGAGUUAUCAUAUUCCAAGAUCUUGUGAGAAUUGAUUCAUUAUCCGUUCCGAACAAAAUAAAAAAGGAUGUUAAUUUUCCGACUCAAGAUCUUACUCUUUAGCCUAAUAGCUGUUGAUAACGAAUCUGAUUGUACACAUCUUCCAAUAUCUGACUUUUUUUUUGGCAAUUCAGCAUUAUACAUCAUAAUGUUUCUUUUGGUAAAUAAAAGUGACCGUUUCGAAG
Molecule: messenger RNA, 2003 nt
Organism: Neodiprion fabricii
Lineage: Eukaryota; Metazoa; Arthropoda; Insecta; Hymenoptera; Diprionidae
Gene: spag
Product: RNA polymerase II-associated protein 3
Exons: 9
Coding region: 170-1636 (488 amino acids)
Molecular function (GO): protein binding
Source: RefSeq, a predicted model, not a curated record